This is a messenger RNA of Daphnia pulicaria, 617 nucleotides long. RefSeq lists its product as uncharacterized. Gene Ontology annotation, cellular component: neuron projection membrane. The record is from RefSeq and is a predicted model, not a curated record. Gene Ontology annotation, biological process: synapse organization. The coding region runs from base 1 to 312 and encodes 103 amino acids. The transcript has 3 exons. Lineage: Eukaryota; Metazoa; Arthropoda; Branchiopoda; Diplostraca; Daphniidae.
AUGACUCUUGCGUUUAAGGCGCACGCUGAAAUCGACGGCGGCCCGGAGAAGUACGUCAAGAGCGGGAGCACGUUGAAGCUGACGUGCCACCUGAGACAGAGCAGCGUGACCCCGGACUUCGUCUUCUGGUACCAGGACGAGCGUAUGAUCAACUACGAGGGAGCGGCCGGCGUCAAAGUCAUCAGCGAUGGCGCAUCCAGCACGCUCAUCAUUGGACGGGCCCAGAGCGUCCACUCGGGCAACUACUCAUGCGUCCCGUACAAUGUCAACCCGUCGUCCGUCAUCGUUCACAUCCUCAAUGACUGGUGCUGAAGAAAGUUUUUUCUUCUCAGAAACUUGGAAAAAAACUUUGACUUUUCUUCAGCGGUGUCCGUGUCGAGUUUCCAGCCAAGGAUUAUCCGUCGCAGAUUUCCAUGAUGAUAAAGUAAGUGUUUUUUCCGUUUUGUCUUUCCGCUUUGAAUCAACGAACGAAGGAAAGCAGACUCCAUUUUGAUUGAACGCCAUCUAUCCAUAUCUAAGUUAUUUACUUUUCUCAGCAUUUUUAGGUUUACAUGUUAUUGAUUUGUUUUAAUCUGAUGAUUUCAUGGCUAAAGUGUAAAGCUAGUUUCAAGUAAAAU